Molecule: messenger RNA, 1667 nt
Organism: Meloidogyne enterolobii
Lineage: Eukaryota; Metazoa; Nematoda; Chromadorea; Rhabditida; Meloidogynidae
Source: the annotation of a GenBank genome assembly
CAAUGAGAUUUCCAUUAAUUUGUCGACGUUUUGCCUCAACUUAUGGAGGUCUGACUUCUGAACAAUUUAUGAAAAAUCCUUUAAAUGAGCCUGUUUUGAAGUAUCUUAAAGGAAGUGAAGAGCGAAAAGCGUUGGAAGCAGAAUUGGACAUUUUGUCCCAAAAUGUUGUCCAAGUACCUUUGCCCUUUAAUCAUAGCAAUACAAUCGCUCAUUUUAAUUAUGCUACGGCUGAGGAUAUUGAAGAAGCAAUUAAAGUUGGAAUGGGGGCACGUGAAGCUUGGGAACGGAAAUCUUUAAAGGAACGUGCUGACAUUUUCUUACAUGCAGCUGAUUUAUGUGCUGGCAAAUAUCGAAUGCGUUUGAAUGCUGCAACUAUGCUGGGACAAGCAAAGAAUAUACAACAAGCAGAAAUUGAUUCUGCCUGUGAACUUGUCGAUUUUCUUCGUUUCAAUGCUUACUUUGCUUUUGAAGUAGCUAGUUAUCAACCAAUUUCUACUAAAAUUUAUUCUGAUAGUUUAAUCUAUAGAGGAUUGGAGGGUUUUGUUGCUGCAAUUGCUCCAUUCAAUUUUACGGCAAUUGGAGGGAAUUUGGCAACAGCUCCGGCUUUAAUGGGAAAUGUUGUUUUAUGGAAACCGUCAGACACGGGUUUCUGGCUUUUUUAUUUAAAAAAAUAUUCUUUUUUUCUAGCUGUUCUUUCCAAUUUUAUUGCUUUUGAGGCGCUUUUGGAAGCAGGAAUCCCUCCUGGUGUAAUUUCAUUUUUACCUUCUGAUGGUCCAACUUUUGGGAAUACAAUCUGUUCAAAUCGUCAUUUGGCUGGAAUUAAUUUUACUGGUUCAAUGCCCACUUUUUUGUAUUUGUAUAAUUCUGUGGCUAAAAAUAUGGGGAAAUAUGUAACAUUUCCACGAUUGGUUGGAGAAUGUGGAGGUAAAAAUUUCCAUUUUGUUCAUCCUUCAGCAAAUAUUAAUAUUGUUGUUCCUUGUACUCUUCGAGCUGCUUAUGAAUAUCAGGGACAAAAAUGUAGUGCUUGUUCUCGCUUUUUUGUUCCCCAAAGUUUAUGGCCAAAAAUAAAAGAAGGAUUAAUUAAUUUGGCUAGCCAAGUAAAAAUGGAUGAUGUUCGGGACGGCUCAGUUUUUAUGUCAGCAGUAAUUGAUGAUAAAGCUUUUAAACGUAUAAAAUCUUAUAUUGAUUUUGCGAAAAGUGGGAAUGAUGGAAUGGAAAUUAUUUUUGGAGGAAAAUGUGACGAUUCUAAAGGAUAUUUUGUUCAGCCAACAAUUAUUGAAGUUAAAAAUGUUAAUUCGAAAUUACUUACUGAGGAAAUUUUUGGUCCAGUUUUGGCCGUGUAUGUUUACCCUGAUGGUGAAGAACUUAAAUAUUUAAAAUCUUUGAAAAAUUCGACUCCAUAUGGAUUGACUGGAGCUGUUUUUGGAGAGGAUAAACAAUUUCUUGAAAUUGCUAAAGAUGUUCUUCGAGAUGCUGUCGGUAAUCUUUAUUUGAACGAUAAAUGUACUGGGGCAGUUGUUGGCCAACAACCGUUUGGAGGGGCUAGACAAUCUGGAACAAACGACAAAGCUGGCGGUUUGCAUUAUUUACUUCGUUGGACUUCUCCACAAACAAUUAAGGAAACAACUUCGCCUCAAACUGAAUGGCGUUAUCCAAAUAUGGAUUGA